CUAAUGCUUAAUGGUCAUAGGAGGAAAACUCAAUCAAUUACAAAAGGCACAUUAAAGUAAAAAAAGAAAAGAUGGGCUCUAUUCCAUUUCUGUCACCGUACUUCAAUGGAUUCACCUUCUCUGCAUUUUCCGACAUCGACUACCAAAGUGUCAUUUUUCUCCGUGGGAGGAUGCUUUCAAUGUAUGCAUCUGUGACUAAUAUCAUUCCAGACUUGGAUGAUCACUCCAAAAUCUCUGGCCAUAUCGUGCAUAGAGAUAACAAGGCUGCUGAGAAAUUUGAAUUUGAUCCGACAAAGAUAAGUUCAUUUGAAAUAUGUCAGAGCAUUUGGGAGAUGAUACAUAAGCAACAGAUGUUUGGAUAUCUUCAGCUGGCUUGUGUGCUUCUACUUGGUUUUAAUGCGUCUUUCUGUGAUAUACUUGGUCACUUAUUUUGUAGGCGGUGGUCUUCUUUUGUUGAAUGUAUUUGGCUUUCGUCCCUUCAGAUGUGAUGGUGCUCUUGUGAGGCAUUGCAUUCUAGUGUUUGUAUGUUCACUUUUGUUGCAGCAGUGAAAUGUGAUAGUUUAUGAA
This is a messenger RNA of Populus trichocarpa (black cottonwood), 567 nucleotides long. RefSeq lists its product as uncharacterized. NCBI's taxonomy places the organism in Eukaryota, Viridiplantae, Streptophyta, Magnoliopsida, Malpighiales, Salicaceae. The transcript has 3 exons. Bases 72 to 488 code for a protein of 138 amino acids. Gene Ontology annotation, biological process: regulation of chromosome segregation. The record is from RefSeq and is a predicted model, not a curated record.